AUGGCACCAACAUCAAUUGUCAAAAACCCAGAAGAAACUCAAACUCAAGCUGAAGCUCAAGCUCAAGCUAAAGCUAAAGCCCCACUUAAGGGAAAUAUCAACAAAAAAGAUACUACUGCUACUAAUUUUACUUUACAAGAAGACGAAGUAAAUGAACUCAUUCAAAAAUUAGCUUCAAUCAAGCCAAUUGGCUGGGCACAAGCAAAGACAGUAGCAAGUACUGGCUAUGAUACUGAGUGGGUCAAUAAGUUACCUGCCACAGCUAAAGAAAGAUACACCAAACAUGGAGUGGACAUCUCCAAAGGGUACCCUUAUAUUCCCACCAUUGACAAGAUCCCCAAAUUUGUUGAUGAGGCGUUUGCUAUCAGGAAUGAAGAAUAUCCAUUUAUUGAGCGCGGAAAGAAUGCAGAUCCCGAGAAGAAGGCGUUGUUUGGUGCUGCAAAGGAUGUGAUCAACUUGACACCAUAUGUAGGCACAGAGAUUGUUGGAUUGCAAUUGGCGGACUUGGAUGACAAACAAAAGGACGAGUUGGCAUUGUUGAUUGCUGAACGUGUUGUUGUCUUUUUCAAGGACCAGGAUCUUUCACCCAAAAAACAAUUGGAGUUGGGAAAAUACUGGGGCCAAGUCGAGGUGCAUCCACAAGUUCCCAGAGUUGGUCCAGAUUAUGACGGGAUCACUGUUAUUUGGCAGGACUAUCAAAACCAAAGAAAUGGUAUUGGUUUAAGUUUCCAAAAUUCAAAAAAGGGGAAUUCAACUUGGCACAGUGACUUGGUUCACGAGUUUCAAACUGCAGGGAUUACUCAUUUACACAUUGACUCUAUUCCAGAUGUUGGGGGAGAUACUAUCUGGAGUUCCACAUACGGUGCUUACGACAAGUUAUCACCAGCAUUUAAAGAGUUUUUGGAUGGCAAGACUGCUAUUUACAAGAGUGCUCAUUUGUAUUUGAAUAGAGAGAACCCAUUGAAAGGGCCAAAGCAUGUUGAAAGGGAACACCCAAUUGUUAGAACACACCCUGCUACUGGCUGGAAAUACUUGUUUGUUAAUCGCGCAAUGACUGAUAGAAUUGUUGGUUUGUUACCAGAGGAAUCCGAUGCCAUUUUGAAUUACUUGUUUUCAGUCAUUGAAAACAACAGAGACAUUCAAGUCACUUUUAAGUGGCAACAAAAAUUGCCUGGCUUGAAAUCACCUUCUGAUGCUCACAAAACUUAUAGAGGCACUUCAGCUCUUUGGGAUAAUAGAAUUGCAAACCACAAUGUGAUUCACACUAACGAGAGUAUUAAAGGGCGUCAUGGUACACGUGUCACUUCUUUGGCUGAUACAGGAUACUUUGAUCCAGAAUCAAAGAGUCAAAGAGAGGCAUUAGGAUUGAGUUUGAAUUGA
Messenger RNA from Lodderomyces elongisporus, 1380 nucleotides. Its product is annotated as TauD/TfdA dioxygenase family protein. The record is from RefSeq and is a predicted model, not a curated record. The transcript has a single exon. Gene Ontology annotation, molecular function: 2-oxoglutarate-dependent dioxygenase activity. Bases 1 to 1380 code for a protein of 459 amino acids. NCBI's taxonomy places the organism in Eukaryota, Fungi, Ascomycota, Pichiomycetes, Serinales, Debaryomycetaceae. Gene Ontology annotation, cellular component: cytoplasm.